CGGCCGUUUCCCUGGAAACCAGGUGGUCCAAACUUUCUCUUUACUGCUUAUGGCGAUUGAAAAAUGACUAAAGAUUAUUGUAAAUAUGACGUGGCGCGCCUGCGAAUUGAGCUGGGGCAAGAGCGAGAAAUCAAAGACAUGCUGGAGGAAUCCGUUCGGGACCUCCGGUGCACCAUGAGGGAACUUCAGGACAGGCUGCACAGCGUUGACGCGGAAGACAACGAAUGGAAGACCAGAUAUGAAACUCAGACCGAGCUCAACGUCCAGCUCCAAAGGCAGCUCUCACUUGUUCAUGAGAGGCUGGAAGACCUGCGGGGGAAUCCAGCGGAUCGACUGGCUUCUAUUCGACCCUAUGAUGACAUGUCGCCAGAGUUGCUGCGACAUCACCUUAAACUGCUCACCGACUGUAAGUCUGACCUUCAGAGUCAACUGGCCGACUGUCAAGUAAACAUCGAACACGAGGCCAAGGCGUUCCAUAAAACCAACGACGAGAGGCGAGCUUACCUGUCGGAAAUUGCCAAGUUGUCCUCCACUGUAGAAGCUCAGAGGAAGCAGUACUCCGUGCAGCCACAGGGGGCAUCAGAGAGCAAACUGAGAGUGAAACCGCCGAGCAGGAAGUCAGAGACUGACGGCAAGAAGGGAAAAGCCCGAGAGAGUGACGCCGUAGGAGAUGGCAAAGGAGAGAUGAAGAAAUCUCAGCUUGGGAGCAGGUUGCCCACCCUCAAGCAUCACGUCAAGCACUGACUGCUUUCUUCUUGUGGGCACGUUCGACUUCGACGUCAGACCUACUUGACUAAAAUGUUGCCAAAAAAAAAAAAAAAAAAAAAAAUGAAGC
Molecule: messenger RNA, 835 nt
Organism: Corythoichthys intestinalis (scribbled pipefish)
Lineage: Eukaryota; Metazoa; Chordata; Actinopteri; Syngnathiformes; Syngnathidae
Gene: ccdc169
Product: coiled-coil domain containing 169
Exons: 8
Coding region: 64-744 (226 amino acids)
Source: RefSeq, a predicted model, not a curated record